AUGUCAGGGAAAGCGGCAAAGAAAAGAAAUGUGCCAGUGGACUCGGGCGGCGACAGCGACAACAACGAUUUGCAGCCCGGCCAGAUGGCCGGGAUUACUCCGGAUGGUGACAGCGGUUCACCGCCGGAGGUUGCCGCUCAGCCGGAGCGGUUGGAAGAUUCUGACGAUGAAGACGACCAGUUGGAGGGACCGCCACGACGGCUACAUGAGUCUCUGCGUGGGAUGAAAGCGCGGAUCAGCCAAGAGUUUGAGCGGAAGACGCAGCAGCUGAAUAAGGAGGAGAGGGAGGCGCUGGAGCACGUGGACGAGGAGGGUCGCUCCGUGCUGUCCCGCAUCCAAGCGAACAUCACUCUCUAUGAGAUCAGAACACGCAGCUUGGGGCAGGAGAUCAACGAGCUGCUCACGGCCCUCGCAGUGAAGGACCCACUCACCUUCCUGCAGGAUCCCAAGUACGAGGAACUCAGAAACUCGGUAUCUCAGGAGACUCAAGAUGACCCUGCUCCCACAUUCAGCCAGCAGGAGCUCACAAAGGUCAUCUCAGCAGGAGGAGUCGAGAUGAGACUCCUGGCUCUCCUGUCUUCAGCUGCCCGCAGUUUCCGAACGGCUUUCCCCGUGCGACCCCAGCUGAGGAGGAACGUGGCCCUCGCCAACCUGGCGGAGCAGCUCAGAGUUGGAGACGGGAUGGCCGCGGCCGUCGUGUGUGACAUCUGUGGUGACGGCCAGACCCCUGCAGUGAAGACCUGCCUGAGAUGCGAGAUGUCCUUCUGUUUUUCCCACUACAAGCCUCAUGUGGAGAAUCCCAGGUUGAAAGACCACACCGUGGUGGAUCCCACUACGAGCUUGGAUGAGCGAAGAUGCCCUGAGCACAGUGAGGAGCUGAAAUUCUACUGCACAGUAGACAGCAGUCUGGUCUGCUCAACUUGCACCAUCGCAGGUGAACACAAAGGACAUGAUGUCACCACGCUGAAGAACGAGCACGAGACACGGAAGACGCACAUAGGGGAGGAGAUGCGAACGGUGGAGAAGAAGAGGAAGAAGGCGAAGAAGUCCAUGAAGCGGAUGGAGGCUGCUCAUAAGGAGGCGCAGGAAUCGGUGGCUGGGAUCAGGGGUCGCAUCACGGGCAAAUUCGCCCGCCUAAGGAAGGCUCUGGACGAGGACGAGAGGGAGGCUCUCCAACGCGUGGCCGUGAAGGAGCGCGAGCUGCUGUCCCAGAUUGAGGAGGACAUAGCUCGUCAGAAGCGGGAGAUCAGCGAGCUCCAGGCGGCGGGCGCUCGCCUGCGCGCUCUGCUGCACGAGAGGGACUCGCUCGCCUUCCUGCAGGUGGGGAGCGCCUCUGGGGAGACGCCGUUUGGGCGUCCAGAACAGCAGAGCGGGCAGUGGCAGAGGGACUCGUGGUGCAUGGGUAGAGACGUCACUCAUGAUCUCUCUCUCUCUUCCACAGGGGCACCUGGAGGAGACGCGAAGGUACAGAUCCUUAAUGCCUCACGAUUAAACACUCAACACGGGGCUGUGUGUGAGACACUGGAUAUGUGUGUUAGACACAUGGGCUUUCUAUGAGACUCUGGCUGUGUGUGAGACACGGGCUGUGUGUGAGACACAGGUUGUAUGAGAUGAUGGCUGUUUGUGAGACACUGACUGUGUGUGAGACACGGGCUGUGUGUCCCAGGAGAGAGAUCCCAAAGGAAUCUGCACCCCCACCUCACACUUCACUGGACGUCACCACGAUCCGCUCCCUUGAAAGGGUCAUGCACAGACUCCUGCCUCUCGCCUGUGAGUUCCUCAGUCUUGCACCCGCGUGUCCCACUAUGUUGCGCUAAACUUACGUGCUCCCCACCUUCAUUAACUUUUAUUAUUAUUUUUACAGGUAAGAAACCCACUGAACCAUGUUGCUCUUUUUUCAGAAGCGAAAUGAAUCAC
Messenger RNA from Petromyzon marinus (sea lamprey), 1917 nucleotides. Lineage: Eukaryota; Metazoa; Chordata; Hyperoartia; Petromyzontiformes; Petromyzontidae. The record is from RefSeq and is a predicted model, not a curated record.